Molecule: messenger RNA, 2211 nt
Organism: Carassius gibelio (silver crucian carp)
Lineage: Eukaryota; Metazoa; Chordata; Actinopteri; Cypriniformes; Cyprinidae
Product: proline-serine-threonine phosphatase-interacting protein 1
Exons: 15
Coding region: 579-1709 (376 amino acids)
Biological process (GO): actin filament polymerization
Cellular component (GO): cytoplasm; plasma membrane; actin filament
Molecular function (GO): actin filament binding
Source: RefSeq, a predicted model, not a curated record
UUCGACACCUAAAGACUGACUCUUUAUAUUUUACAAAAGCCCACUGUUUGAGAUUUUCCAUCCUAUCUAGUAUUCAAAUGUAUGCGUACUAUCUGUUGGGCAGGCUCUCUGUGGUCAAUGGGGGGAGAGCUUCCUUAUCUCAGUCAAACCUGAGCACCACGGACGUUCUGUGAAACAGUGGUUUCCUGCGUAUGGUAUUGUCAGUUCUUGCUUUCUUUUUUCUUCAUUACGAUUUCGUUUCCUUCUGUGUGCUUGCGACAUUCCUAAACAGCAGUUGAAAUGACACCGCUACAAUUCAAAGAUUCUUUUUGGGUGAGUAAACGGGUUGAGCUACUUUGACAUUAGAUUGAGCGUUGUUGUCUGUUAGGGCUGACGUGCCUGAGGUUAACAGGAUUGCAUAUGAUUGACAGCACAGAUUAUUAAAGUCUAACUUCCAAUAAUACACCAGCAUCACAUUGCCGUGCGCUUUAAAAGAACAGAAAGGCACAGAUUUCACCAGUAACGCUGGGUACGAGACUCUUAUCCAGAAGCUAUGUGAUGGGCGGCGGGCUUGCAAGGAUGUGGAGGAGCUCUUAAAAAUGAGAGCGAUGGCAGAGGAAAGGUACGGCAAGGAAUUAAUUACUAUUGUACGCAAGACAGGAGGGCAAAGUGAAAUUGGCACUUUGAAGGCAUCGUUUGACCAGCUAAAAGCCCAAAUGGAGAACAUUGGAAAUUUGCACAUUCAGCUCUCUGGGAUGUUACGAGAAGAGGCGAAACGAAUGGAGCAGUUCAGAGAGCGACAAAAGGAGCAGCGGAAAAAGUUUGAAGGGGUCAUGGAAAAGGUUCAGAAGAUCAAAGUGUCAUUAUAUAAGAAAACCAUGGAGUCUAAAAGGAUGUAUGAACAGAGGUGUAAAGAGGCGGAUGAAGCUGAACUGGCUGCUGAAAAGCUCAACAGUACACCCACUGUAACGCCUAAACAAUCUGAAAAGACACAAAACAAAGCAAAACAGUGCAGGGAUGCAGCAACGGAUGCAGAGAAACAGUACAUGUCAAACAUAGAGCAGCUGGAUAAGAUUCGUCAGGAAUGGGAGAUCACGCAUGAGUGCACAUGUGAGGUUUUCCAGCAGCAGGAAGAUGACCGCAUUAAUAUUUUGAGAAACGCUAUUUGGGUCCACUGUAAUCACUUUUCCAUGCAAUGUGUCAAAGAUGAUGAGUGUUAUGAUGAGGUGAGGAGUGUGCUAGAACUGUGUGACAUCACGGAAGACAUCAACAGUUUCAUCAAGACAAAAAGCACUGGCACCACUCCAGCAGCGCCCAUUGUGUUUGAAAACUAUUAUGAAAGAGAGCCAACAACAGACAGCAAUGGCAUCGCACGCUUUGGAGGAGGUGUGAUAAAGAGGUUUUCAAAUCUCUUGCAAGGCAAUCAUGCCGUUGGCUCCAGGACUAAUAUCAAUGAAUGUGUUCAGCCGUCCGCACCUCCAUCAGUGGACACUGCAGAUGGAGUGUAUGCCUCCAUUCCUGGAUUUCCACAGGCGACUUCAGACAGCGCUGGCUCUCAAAGCGACACAUUCCAGGCUCAGUAUGACUAUGUGGCUCAGGGCGCUGAUGAGCUCUCCAUCUCUGCGGGGGAAGUGCUGCUCGUGGUGGAACAGGGAGGAGACGGCUGGUGGACGGUGGACAGAGAUGGCCAGACCGGGCUGGUGCCAGGCUCCUACUUGGCCAAGAUAUGAAUCAAGAGUCCAGCACAAACUUCCUUAAACACACUCUCUAAUAACAGAGUUAUUAAGGGCACUCUCUACAAAAGAUUAGUUUGCUUAAAUGCAUUUAAGCAGUAGCACAUCCAUCCUGAAAAUCUGUAUGGAACGUAGUAAAUGAAUCAAAACGGGUUAAUAUGUAUAUUGAAAACUGUUAAUUAUACAUGAUUAUCACAAUAGAGAUUUAUAUUUAUUAAAAACAUUUAUUUAUUAUGAAUGAAAAACUUAUGAAUGUAUAACAGACGAUGAGUAGCCACUACGGACUUGCCAGGAUUUAGUUUACUCGAUGUCAAUGCACAGCCUAAACAGAUUUGAGUGUACAUAGAUAUUUAAACAGAGUACAAAAUGUCAUCUCUAUUUACUUUUUGGAAUGAUAAUCAGUGUAAAUAUUAUAGCAUCUAGAAUAGAGCCUUAAGUUCAGCAUUCUGCAUUUAUCACUUGUAUUGCAUAGAAUAAAAGCUGUGUAAUGAUCAUUGCA